GCAGCAUCAUUGCGGCGCGCAUGCGUCAGAAACAAGCGGACUUCCGCUCGUUCACGCCGAUGUUUGUUGGGAGCGCGAGCGACAUGAGCCGAAAGUUAGCUGCUAACUUUUGAAACGCACGAGUUACGCAGAUAAAUGCGUAAUAAACUGGAUUUAAAGCGCAUAUGAAGCUGCGGGGGAACCAUGGAGAUGUACAGAGACGAGACGGAGUUUAUGGACAUGGACAUGAUCCAGAAGGUUGUGGGUAUGUUGAACAGAGACCGUAGCCUUCAAAGGAUUGUCAACUUUGGACUCCGGGGUCUGGAAUACACGGAUGAGGAUGAUGAUGGAAUUACGAGAUGGUUACCUCCACCGCGUUAUCACACUGGUGACAUUCCUCGCCCAUCCCCUCCAACUCCUCAGGUCAAAGAGAGUGAAGCUGAAAGAAAUGCCAGAUUACUUGAAGAAAUUAGAAAAAAGACAGAAAAGGCUGAGAAGAAGAAGCUUAAGAAACAGAAUCAGAAGAGGAAAAAACAGCUUGAGAAGGAAAAACAGAACCUCCUAAAAGCCGAAAAGGGAGAAACUGAUGCACAGCAAUCUACAGCAGAGGAUAGUAAACCCGUUGAUGGGAAACAAAAAGAUGAUACAGAUUCCAGUGUUAAAAAGUCGACUUCAGCUCAAGAUACAGAGAGCAGUGAUGGCGAAUCGAGUGGUGAAGAUAGCAACACUGAGAAUGAACCCUUUGAAAGUGAGGAAUUGGACAUGACAAGUACUUUUGUGACUAAAGCUGCUCUCAUAGCCAAGCGUAAAAUGGAGAAGAAGCCGAAGCCUGAGAGGAAAGAGAAGAAGGUCCCGGUUAAAGAAAGUAAAACCAGACAGCCAGAGCCUGAUCAGGCCUCUGCUGCCUGUAGCAUCCCCACCAUUGAAGAUAAUAUAAAAAUAAGUACUGAGCUCGCAGUUAUUGGAAAUAGAUUUGCAAGUUCUGGAGACUUUAAUAUGGCUGUGAAAUACUUCACUGACGCAAUUAAAUACAACCCUACAGAGUUUAAGUUGUUUGGGAAUCGUUCCUUCUGUUUUGAAAAGAUGAAACAAUAUGAGAAGGCGCUGGCAGAUGCAGAGCUGUGUGUUAAUUUGUGUCCAGGCUGGGUUAAAGGUCGCUUUAGGAAGGGCAGAGCUCUGGCCGGUCUAAAGAGGUAUAAUGAGGCUGCUCAGUCCUUCGGUGAAGUUCUCAAACUGGACGGUUCAUAUGCAGAAGCUGCUCAGGAACUUAUGCGAGUGCAGAUAACACAACUAAUGGAGUGUGGAUUCACCCGGGAGCAGAGCUCAAAUGCUUUAAUUAUUCAUGGAACAGUUGACGAAGCCUUAGUUGUUCUGUCUAAGUUACACCACCAUCCAGGAGCUUUUCAAAGUGCCGCCCCACCAGCGCCUCAAGUCACGAACAUCACCGGUGUGUCUCCACUCCUUUCAGCCAACACACACCAUGCAGUCGCUGGUUAUCCUUCUCAGGCCCUCACCGUUAAAAACAAAGUCAUCGGCCCAGUUCAGAAUAUGUCAAACAUUCAGAGUCAACACAAACCUGCUCCUCAUCAGGCCACGAAGAUCAGCCAUGAAAACAUUCGACCACCACCGGAGCUGUUUCCAGUUUGGGUUGGAAACUUGAGUCAUCCAGUAGCUGAGUCUCUGAUAACCAACCUGUUUAACAAGGCUGGAGUUGUCUAUAGUGUGAAGGUUCUGACUAACAAACGUUGUGCCUUCGUCAACUUUACCAAACAAGAGCAUUGUGACGAGGCGAUCCGACGUUUUCAUGGCUUUGAUCUGAACGGGAUGAAGAUCGCUGUGAGAUAUCCAGACAGGAUUCCUCAUGGCAUUGGCAUUUCAAGAUCUGCCCUCAAAGCUGAUUUCUUGCAGAAUGAAAAUCCGUGGCAAAAUGUAUAUGGAAGCCGUCCGCCUAUCUGCCCUCACAGGCCCGUGCCUGAACACAAAGACGACGAGAAGAACUGACGGGACAUGAGAUGCGUCUGAGCUUCACUGCAUCUAAAAUCUCCCAAUAAAACUAGAAUCACUCGCACAGAGUUUAAAGGCUUUUACUGCCUCUCGAAGAAGUAUUUGUUUUUAGUAAAACACAGAAACCACCCCUUAUUAGUAGAGGUUUUGAAGGAAUGUAUUAGUUCAUGACUACUUAUCUUAAUCAUUUAUUAUAUUUUAUAUAUAUUUUUGGACCAGAAGUAACAAGAUAUCAGAUGUUAAAAAAAGAAAAUUAAAUGCCAGUAAAAAGCAAUAUCUGAUUUUACAAAUAUUGAGUUUUAUUUUCUAAAACUUGGAGUUCUAAAAGAACAGUGUUCAAUUAAUGUCUUAAGCUCUUUAUUUCUAAAUGUCAAUGUCAAUAUCAAUGUCACAGACUUUGAAUAUUUUUUUUAUUGGUGCCAUGACCUUAUCUAGACAUUGAUAACAUUUACAGCCAGUAUCUGAACGAUCUGUAUCCACUAUCUAUUCAAAAUGAUCUUAUUAUUCACUUAUUAUUCUUACUGUCAAGAAAAUCCAUAGUAUAUAAUUCACCAGGGACCUCAUGGCUCAUUCAGCAGAUGACUUUAAGGUUACAGCUCAUCGUCAUGAGGCGAGCUGUCGUGGGGUUUUUUAUGCAGAUACACUCAUUCGUUUUAAGGGUUUGUUCAAGAAUUAAAGAUUCUUCCAUAUUCAGA
Messenger RNA from Paralichthys olivaceus (Japanese flounder), 2678 nucleotides. RefSeq names its product tetratricopeptide repeat protein 31-like. Lineage: Eukaryota; Metazoa; Chordata; Actinopteri; Pleuronectiformes; Paralichthyidae. Gene Ontology annotation, molecular function: RNA binding; protein binding. The record is from RefSeq and is a predicted model, not a curated record.